AUGGCUAUGCCCUCGAUCCUGCGAGCUAGGGCUCCCCGCGCCUUGGCAGCAGGUCGUCGCCUGCUGUCGAUCACCGCUACCCGCCAUGCCGCCGACGACAAGCUCAACAAGGUCUCCGCCUCCAUCACACAGCCCAAGUCACAGGGCGCUUCGCAAGCCAUGCUCUACGCCACCGGCCUGACCGAGGAGGACAUGAACAAGGCCCAGGUCGGAAUCUCGUCCGUCUGGUACGAGGGCAACCCUUGCAACAUGCACUUGAUGGACCUGUCCGCGCUGGUCAAGGAGUCCGUCGCCAAGGCCAAUCUCGUGCCUUACCGCUUCAACACCGUCGGCGUAUCGGACGGCAUCAGCAUGGGCACCACCGGCAUGCGCUACUCGCUGCAGAGCCGAGAGAUCAUCGCGGACAGUAUCGAGACGGUGAUGCAGGGCCAGUGGUACGACGGCAACGUGUCGCUUCCGGGCUGUGACAAGAAUAUGCCGGGUGUGUUGAUGGCCAUGGGCCGCGUCAACAGACCUAGCAUUAUGGUGUACGGCGGGAGCAUCAAGCCCGGCUGCUCCAAGUUCGGCGACAAGGCCCUGGAUAUUGUCUCAGCCUUCCAGGCGUACGGGCAGUACAUCACAGGCCAGAUCACCGAGGAGGAGCGCUUCGACAUCAUCCGCAACGCCUGCCCCGGCGCUGGCGCAUGUGGUGGCAUGUACACGGCCAACACGAUGGGCAGCUCGGCUGAGAUCCUCGGCAUGACCCUUCCCGGCAGCAGCAGCUUCCCCGCCGUGAGCCCUGAGAAGAGGGCCGAGUGCGAAGCCGUGGGCGCCGCCAUGAGGAACCUGCUGAAGGAGGACAUUCGCCCGAGCGAUAUCAUGACCCGCCAGGCCUUUGAGAACGCCAUGGUCCUCAUCAGCAUCCUGGGCGGCAGCACCAACGCCGUGCUGCACUUGAUCCCUAUCGCUGAGGCCGUGGGCGUCAAGCUCACCAUCGAUGACUUCCAGGCCGUCUCGGACCGGACGCCGCUGCUGGCCGAUCUCAAGCCCUCGGGCAAGUAUGUCUUCGAGGACCUGUUCAACGUGGGCGGCAUUCCCGCCCUUCUAAAGUUCCUGCUCAAGGAAGGUCUCAUCGACGGCUCCGGCAUGACUGUCACCGGCAAGACCAUGAAGGAGAACCUCGAGGACUUCAAGGAAUUCCCCUCGGACCAGCCUAUCAUCCGCCCGCUCAGCAAUCCUAUCAAACCCACGGGCCACAUCCAGAUCCUGCGCGGAUCCCUGGCUCCCGGCGGCUCAGUCGCCAAGAUCACCGGCAAGGAGGGAUUAGUGUUUGAGGGCAAGGCCAAGGUGUACGACGCCGAGGACCUCUUCAUCUCGGCGCUGGAGCGCGGCGAGAUCAAGAAGGGCGAGAAGACGGUCGUCAUCAUCCGGUACGAGGGCCCCAAGGGCGGCCCUGGUAUGCCUGAGAUGCUCAAGCCCAGCUCCGCCAUCAUGGGCGCCGGCCUGGGCCAGGACGUUGCCCUGUUGACCGACGGCAGGUUCUCGGGCGGCAGCCACGGCUUCAUCAUUGGCCACGUCGUGCCCGAGGCCAUGGAGGGUGGCCCGAUCGCCCUGGUGCAGGACGGCGAUCCCAUCCUGAUCGAUGCCGAGAAGAGGGUCAUCGACCUUCAGAUCCCGGACGAGGAGCUGCAGGCAAGGAAGAGCAAGUGGGUGAGGCCGCAGCCGAGAGUGCUGAGGGGGACGCUGGCCAAGUACGCCACGCUGGUGAGCGACGCGAGCAAGGGUUGUGUUACGGAUGAUAAGCUCCUGACCAUGUCGUGA
Molecule: messenger RNA, 1800 nt
Organism: Cryphonectria parasitica EP155
Lineage: Eukaryota; Fungi; Ascomycota; Sordariomycetes; Diaporthales; Cryphonectriaceae
Exons: 2
Coding region: 1-1800 (599 amino acids)
Biological process (GO): branched-chain amino acid biosynthetic process
Cellular component (GO): mitochondrion
Molecular function (GO): dihydroxy-acid dehydratase activity
Source: RefSeq, a predicted model, not a curated record